UCCCGCCCCACCCCCAUCCCCAGUGCAAGUAACAGGUAGGCAAGCUCGCAGAGACUACUCGGAGGGAGACCUGUGAGCAGCAAACAGGUUUGAGCCUGGAAAAGACGAAGAAAAGUAAAAGAUUGAAGGGAAUUCUUUUUCCACCUUAUUAGGAGAGCACAGCUCACUGCGCCUCUCCAGCAGACUGGUUGGCACCCGAUCCUACUCCGGCUUCAGCCACCAUCCCCACCCCCAUUUGGCAUCAGCUUGGGACCCAGCUCCAGCACUCAGUCUGCCCAAUUGCAUCCUCCCUUCCUGAUCCUGUCGCACCAGUUCCUGCUCUGGGAUCCAGUAUUCGGACCCCGUAAGCCAUGGCUGGUUCCUUCUCUCGUCUGCUGUCUGCCCGCCCCGGGCUCAGGCUCCUGGCUUUGGCCGGAGCCGGAUCCCUAGCUGCUGGAUUUCUGCUCCGCCCGGAACCUGUACGAGCUGCCAGUGAACGACGAAGGCUGUAUCCCCCAAGCGCUGAGUACCCAGACCUCCGAAAGCACAACAACUGCAUGGCCAGUCACCUGACCCCAGCAGUCUAUGCACGGCUCUGCGACAAGACCACACCCACGGGUUGGACGCUAGAUCAGUGCAUCCAGACUGGCGUGGACAACCCUGGCCACCCCUUCAUCAAGACUGUGGGCAUGGUGGCUGGAGAUGAGGAGACCUAUGAGAUAUUUGCUGACCUGUUUGACCCAGUGAUUCAAGAGCGACACAAUGGAUAUGAUCCCAGAACAAUGAAGCACACCACUGACCUGGAUGCCAGUAAGAUUCGUUCUGGCUACUUUGAUGAGAGGUAUGUAUUGUCCUCAAGAGUCAGAACUGGCCGAAGUAUCCGGGGACUCAGUCUGCCUCCAGCCUGCACUCGGGCAGAGCGGCGAGAGGUGGAACGCGUUGUGGUAGAUGCACUGAGUGGCCUGAAGGGUGACCUGGCUGGACGUUACUAUAGGCUCAGUGAGAUGACAGAGGCUGAGCAGCAGCAGCUUAUUGAUGACCACUUUCUAUUUGAUAAGCCUGUGUCCCCAUUACUGACUGCAGCAGGAAUGGCUCGAGACUGGCCAGAUGCUCGUGGAAUCUGGCACAACAAUGAGAAGAGCUUCUUGAUUUGGGUGAAUGAGGAGGAUCAUACACGAGUAAUCUCCAUGGAAAAGGGUGGCAACAUGAAGAGAGUGUUUGAAAGAUUCUGCCGGGGCCUCAAAGAGGUGGAACGGCUAAUCCAGGAGCGUGGCUGGGAAUUCAUGUGGAAUGAGCGUUUGGGAUACAUCUUGACCUGUCCAUCUAACCUGGGCACUGGACUUCGGGCUGGAGUGCACAUCAAACUGCCCCUGCUAAGCAAAGAUAGCCGCUUUCCAAAGAUCCUAGAGAACCUAAGACUUCAGAAGCGUGGGACUGGAGGAGUAGACACUGCUGCCACAGGCAGUGUCUUUGACAUCUCUAAUUUGGAUCGACUGGGCAAGUCAGAGGUGGAGCUGGUGCAACUGGUCAUCGAUGGAGUAAACUAUUUGAUUGACUGUGAACGGCGUCUGGAGAGAGGCCAGGAUAUCCGCAUCCCUGCACCUCUCAUCCAAAACAAACAUUAAUUCCCUAUCUCUGGCAGAUGAUUCAAGAUCCCCAGGACUUCUUCCCAUUUAAUGGUGACCCAUUCUACUUGUCCUUAUCCUGUCUCAACCUCCAGCCCCCAUCUUAGUAAAGACUCCUUGCUAUGCUUCA
Messenger RNA from Ictidomys tridecemlineatus (thirteen-lined ground squirrel), 1734 nucleotides. RefSeq names its product creatine kinase U-type, mitochondrial. Lineage: Eukaryota; Metazoa; Chordata; Mammalia; Rodentia; Sciuridae. The record is from RefSeq and is a predicted model, not a curated record. Gene Ontology annotation, cellular component: mitochondrion. Gene Ontology annotation, biological process: phosphocreatine biosynthetic process. Gene Ontology annotation, molecular function: creatine kinase activity.